GCCCCUGCCCCGGGGGGCCCCGCUCGGAGGGAAGACUGAGGAAUCGCAUCCACGUUUCGCUCCAGAUCGUCCCAUCUUCCAGGAGACAGGGCAGGGAAAUGGCCAUGAUGGAGCCAGCUCAGGAUUCCCCAUUCCCAAACCUGACCUGAUCACCCGGCUGGAACAAGGGAAAGAGCCGUGGGUUCCCGAUCUCCAGGCCUAUGAGAAAAGCGAACUCCCGAGAAGCCCCCACACAGCAGGUAAUGAGACAGUGAGUGAGAAUGAGGAUGGGAAUCAACAGCAGGAAGAUUCUGGGCACAGGGAACCACAGGAGACCUUUAUGGGAAGAGCUGAAGGGAAUUUCUCCAAGUGCUUGGAACAGGAAGAAGCCUGGAGAAAUUGGCAGAGGUCAAGGCUGCUGGGAAACCACUCAAGGGAGCAAAUGGAUGAAUCUGUUAUAUAUGGGGAAGGACACAGGAAUCCCACAGCCUGGCAGACAACCCCGAGGGAAGACAAAAGCUAUGACUACCUCGGUUCUGUUACGCUUCAGGCAAUAAAUACUGGAGAGAAAACACUUCAAUGGUUGGACUGUGGGGAAAACUUCAGUAAGUGUUCAGAUCCUGCUAACCAUGGGAGAAGCCACCCGGGAGAGAGACCCUGUCAGUGCCCUGAGGGCAAGAAUUGUUUGAAUUGGAAGUCAGCACCGAUUACACAUCAGAAAACCCACACUGGAGACAGACCACAUAAGUGCUUAGACUGUGGGAAAAGUUUCAGAUGGAGAUCAGCCUUUGUUAAUCAUCAGAGAAUCCACACCGGAGAGAGACCCCAUAAGUGCUUGGAUUGUGGGAAAAGUUUCAUACAGAGGUCAAACCUUGUUACACAUCAGGCAAUCCACACCAGGGAGAGACCCCAUAAGUGCUUAGACUGUGGGAAAAGUUUCACAUGGAGAUCAGCCCUUGUUAAACAUCUGGCAAUCCACACCGGAGAGAGACCCCAUAAGUGCUUAGAUUGUGGGAAAAGUUUCACAUGCAGAUCAGCCCUUGUUAGACAUCUGGCAAUCCACACUGGAGAGAGACCCCAUAAGUGCUUGGACUGUGGGAAAAGUUUCACAUGCAGAUCAGCCCUUGUUAGACAUCUGGUAGUCCACACCAGCGAGAGACCCCAUAAGUGCUUGUACUGUGGGAAAAGUUUCAUAGAGAAGUCAGCCCUUGAUAAACAUCAGGCAGUCCACACCAGAGAGAGACCCCACAAGUGCUUGGACUGUGGGAAAAGUUUCAUAGAGAGGUCAGCCCUUGUUAAACAUCAGGCAAUCCACACCAGAGAGAGACCCCACAAGUGCUUGGACUGUGGGAAAAGUUUCAUAGAGAGGUCAGCCCUUGUUAAACAUCAGGCAAUCCACACCAGAGAGAGACCCCACAAGUGCUUAGACUGUGGGAAAAGUUUCACAUGCAGAUCAGCCCUUGUAAUACAUCUGGCAAUCCACACCGGAGAGAGACCCUAUAGGUGCUUGGACUGUGGGAAAAGUUUCAUACGGAGGUCAGCCCUUGUUAGACAUGAAGCAGUCCACACUGGAGAUAGACCUCAUAAGUGCUUGGACUGUGGGAAAAGUUUCAUAGAGAGGUCAGCCCUUGUUUCACAUCAGAGAAUCCACACAGGGGAGAGACCCCACAAGUGCUUAGACUGUGGGAAAAGUUUCAUACAGAGGUCAGGCCUUGUUUCACAUCAGAAAAUCCACACAGGGGAGAGACCCCACAAGUGCUUAGACUGUGGGAAAAGUUUCCUAUAUAGGUCAAACCUUGUUAAUCAUCAGGCAAUCCAUACAGGAGAGAGACUCCAUAAGUGUUUAGACUGUGGGAAAAGUUUCAUACAGAGGUCAGUCCUUCUUUCACAUCAGAGAAUCCACACAGGAGAGAGCCCCCACAAGUGCCUGGACUGUGGGCAAAGUUUCCUAUAUAGGUCAAACCUUGUUAAUCAUCAGGCAAUUCAUACAGGAGAGAGACCUCACAAGUGCUUAGACUGUGGGAAAAGUUUCCUAUAUAGGUCAAAACUUGUUAAUCAUCAGGCAAUCCAUACAGGAGAGAGACUCCAUAAGUGUUUAGACUGUGGGAAAAGUUUCAUACAGAGGUCAGUCCUUCUUUCACAUCAGAGAAUCCACACAGGGGAGAGCCCCCACAAGUGCCUAGACUGUGGGAAAAGUUUCCUAUAUAGGUCAAACCUUGUUAAUCAUCAGGCAAUCCACACAGGAGAGAGACCCCACAAGUGCUUAGACUGUGGGAAAAGUUUCAUACAGAGGUCAAACCUUCUAACACAUCAGGCAAUCCACACCGGAGAGAGACCCCACAAGUGCUUAGACUGUGGGAAAAGUUUUAUACGGAGGUCAAGCCUACUAAUACAUCAGGCACUGCACACUGGAGAGAGACCCCACAAAUGCUUAGACUGUGGGAAAAGUUUCAUACGAAGGUCAGACCUUCUUGUGCAUCAGGCAGUCCACAGCAGAGAGAGACCCCAUAAAUGCUUAGACUGUGGGAAAAGUUUCCUACAGCAAUCACACCUUCUUAUGCAUCAGGCAGUCCACACCGGAGGAGGACAUAAGUGCUUAAACUGUGGGAAAAGUUUCACAUAUAGGUCAGCCCUGGUUACACAUAAGAGAUUACACAUGGGGGAGAGACCCCAUAAGUGCUUAGACUGUGGAAAAAGUUUCAUACAGAGGUCAAACCUUGUUAAACAUCAGAGAAUACACACUGGAGAGAGACCCUAUAAGUGCUUACACUGUGAGAAAAGUUUCAGAUGGAGGUCAGCUUUUGUUAAUCAUCGGAGAAUCCACACAGGAGAGACACCCCACAAGUGCUUGGACUGUGGGAAAAGUUUCACAUGGAGGUCAGCCCUUGUUAAACAUCAAGUAGUCCAUACAAGAGGGAAACCAUAAGACUCUGGGAAAGGUUUCAGAAACAUAUCAGCCUUUCUAAACAUCAGGCAAUCCACACAUGGGAGAGCCCCCCGUAAGUGCAUAGACUAUGGAAAAAUGUUUCAAAUUGAUGUCAUCCCUUGUUUUACAUCAGAGAAUCAGAGGAGUGACCCCAUAACUUUUUAGCCUGUGAAAGAUGUUUUAAAUGGAGGUCAAAUCUUAUUCCAAAUUGGGCAAUCCACACAGGAGAGAGACCCCAUAAGUGUUUGGACCAUCUGAAAAGUUUCACAGAAAGAUCAAAUCUUGUAACACUCAGAGGAGCCACACAGGAGAGAGACCCCACAAGAGCUCAAACUGGAAAAAGUUUCCUACAUAGGUCAGACCUUGUUAAAAGUCAGCUAAUCCACACAGGAGAGAUCCCAUAAGUGUUAGGCUGUGGGGAAGGUUUUAGAUGGAGCUCAGGCCAUGUUUUACAUCAGAGAAUCCACACAAGAGACCCCAUAAGUGCAUAGACUAUGGAGAAUGUUUCCUACCGUGGUCAAGUGCUUGGACCAUGGGAAAGGUUUCAGAAACACCUCAGCCCUACAGAACAUCAUCCAAUCCACAUAGGAGAGAGAUCCCAUAACUGUUUAGACUGAGGAAAAAAAUUUAUAUGGAGGUCAGAGCUUGCUGAAAACAGGCAGUCCACACAGGAAGGAGCCCACAGAAGUGCUUUGACUGUGGGAAAAGUGUCAUACAGUGGUCAGCCCUUGUUAAACAUCAGGCAGUCCGCACAGGAGAGAGACCACA
Molecule: messenger RNA, 3673 nt
Organism: Gopherus evgoodei (Goodes thornscrub tortoise)
Lineage: Eukaryota; Metazoa; Chordata; Testudines; Testudinidae
Product: zinc finger protein 850-like
Exons: 4
Coding region: 320-2905 (861 amino acids)
Biological process (GO): regulation of transcription by RNA polymerase II
Molecular function (GO): DNA-binding transcription factor activity, RNA polymerase II-specific; RNA polymerase II cis-regulatory region sequence-specific DNA binding
Source: RefSeq, a predicted model, not a curated record